Molecule: messenger RNA, 1761 nt
Organism: Alternaria arborescens
Lineage: Eukaryota; Fungi; Ascomycota; Dothideomycetes; Pleosporales; Pleosporaceae
Exons: 2
Coding region: 1-1761 (586 amino acids)
Source: RefSeq, a predicted model, not a curated record
AUGCCGAAUCGCGGAAGUUUGACAAUAGCCGCUGCAGCGCUGCUGCUCGAGUUAUUGCCGCUCGUGACUGCGCAUGGAGACGGGGCUAGCAUGGACAUGAGCGUACAUGAUGCGCCGGAAUCGCAACCACAGAUUACCGGCUUUGGAGGCUAUUGGAGUCUUUCUGAACAUGCAUCGCUCAUGUAUUGGCACAUAGGGCUCGAGAUUCUAGCCUGGGUUUUCAUUUUGCCAGUCGCAGUGAUGUUCAGCAUCGCUUGUUCAAGAUUUACUCUACCUUCACAACUGGCAUUCCUCGCUACCAAUGCGCUAGCACUUGUGCUCGGCCUUGUAUACGACCACAGGACCCCAGAGAUGUAUGCAGGGAACGCACACAGUAAGACAGGAUGGGCCAUUACCUGGAUCGCAUCAGCAUGGGUGUUUUUGGCUCUCAUUCAGGCCUACGCUAGGAGGCCUGAAUCGCAUUCCAAGGAGGACGAGUUAACGACCGCAAAUAUGCUUAGAUAUCAGCGCGUACACGACGAAGAGCUCCCUGCUCCAUCACGAUGGUCUGGCGAUUCGGGCCAAGGUACAGAACGCAACUCGGCAUCUCUGUACGACCAUUCCCAGUCUCCUAGCGUAGAAUCGGAAAACCAGCAAUUCCCUGGCCCUGUACGAAAGCCUACACACGAUGAUGACUCUUUCGGGGACGGCGACGAGGACGACGAGAAGCGCGGCUUUCUUCACAAUACUUCCAUAGAUCAUUUCUUCUCCCGCAAUGUGGCUCGCUUUGCAGUUGGACGAACACUCCAGGCAAUCCGCCUCCUCUACGUGAUGGUCGAGCGCACAAUACUAGUGCAGGGUUUUGUGGGAAUAGUCAGCGGUGCUGUCGUCUAUGGCGGUAUCGGGAGAGGAGGCGCGGUUUUCAACGUUUUGGCACACACAGUAAAGGGAGGGAUCUUCUUUCUAUAUGGCUUCCUCACACUCGGCCGAUGGAUGGGUGCAUUUGCAGAUUUCGGUUGGGCAUGGAACGUUAAGCCAACAAAAGAAGUUGUCGGUCGUCGGAAGGCGGCGCUACCGUCGGCAGAGUUUACCGAAUCCUUCGUCAUCUGGCUUUACGGCUGUACGAACGUAUUCCUGGAGCACCUGGCUGCGUGGGGCGAUGCAUGGACCGCUCAGGACCUGGAACAUGUGUCAAUCUCAGUUAUGUUCUUUGGUGGUGGUUUGUUGGGCAUGUGCAUCGAGUCGACAAGAGUGCGAGACCUUCUCAACAGCGGAGUGGUCGCGUCACAAGCAACCUCGCUGCAGAAUGAAUCCUGGCAACAGCCAAGCCAAUACCGCUUCUCCAUGAACCCACUUCCAGCCCUUAUCAUUAUGCUGCUCGGCAAGAUGAUGAGCUCUCACCACCAAAGCUCAAUGGUCUCGACCAUGAUCCAUACCCAAUGGGGCAGCAUGUUCAUGGCGUUCGCUUUGGCCCGUGGUCUGACCUACAUUACUCUGUACAUCUCACCACCGACUUCCUUCCUUCCGUCCCGACCACCUACGGAAAUUAUCACCGCCUUUUGUCUGAUUUCGGGUGGUAUCACCUUUAUGGUCAGCAACAAGGAUACCGUUGCAGCUCUUGAAUCGUAUAACCUCGAUGCCAUGUUCAUCUUUACGGUUGUCAUGGGCCUUACCGCACUCCUCAUGGCUUGGACCACAGUGGUCAUUGCUAUCAAGGGGUGGGCUUUACGAAAAGAGAGCAGCAGCCAGCAUGCAAAGCGCUAUGCUGGAGUGUUGGCGUGA